This is a messenger RNA of Rhagoletis zephyria (snowberry fruit fly), 1446 nucleotides long. RefSeq names its product protein no-on-transient A-like. The record is from RefSeq and is a predicted model, not a curated record. Lineage: Eukaryota; Metazoa; Arthropoda; Insecta; Diptera; Tephritidae. Gene Ontology annotation, molecular function: RNA binding.
AUGGACACGCGUCAGAAUGCCGAGGCGGCGAAGAACAGCCUCGAUGGGCGAAACGUCGAAGGGCGAACUCUGCGCGUCCGCCUGGCCGCUCACGCUGCCGCCAUAAAGGUGACUAACCUGCCGCCGGCGGUCAGCAAUGAGCUGCUGCACCUGGCAUUUAGCACCUUCGGUCCGGUGGAGCGGGCGGUGGUGAUCGCCGACGACCGCGGUCGUUCCAUCAACGAGGGCAUCGUCGAGUUUGUGCGCAAGUCCUCCGCCCAGGCGGCGAUUAAGAAAUCUCAAACGGAGUGUCUCCUCCUCUCGGGCACGCCGAUGCCCGUCGUGGCGACCUCCCUGGAGUCUCGCGACGAGGAGGAGGGCGUCCCGGAGAAGAGCGUCAUUCAUACGCUAGAGUACCGCCAGGAACGGGAGUUUGGCCCUCGCUUUGCCGAGCCCGGCACGGUGGAGUACGAGGUGGCGAAGAAGUGGAAGCAGCUGACGCUGAUUGAGGCGCAGCGCCGGGAGGCCUUCGAGCAAGAGAUGCGCGACAUGCACGAGAACUUCAAGAACCAGAUGGAGUACAUCAAGAUCGAGGAGACGAUGAAGCAGCUGCGCGAACAGCUCCGCCAAAUGGAGGGCCAGUCGCAGAAGAUGAACAGCGAACGGGAGACGCGGUACGACGUGGAGCGCCAGCGCGAGGAGGAACGUCGCGCCCACGAGGGCAUGCUCCGUCAGCAGGAGGAGCAGCUCAUUGGGCAGCACCCGAACACCGGCCAGGCGGACCUGGUCACGCUCCGGCGCCAGGAGAAUGAGCUCAGGCAGAAGGCCAAUGCACUGCAGCAGAUUCUCGACCGACAGGAGAACUCGCUGAGAGGCGGUGGUGGCGGCGGCAUCGGUGGAGGUGCUGGUGGUCCGGGAGGGCCGCCCGUGGGCCACCCCAGUGGGCCUCCGCAUGAGAUGCAGAUGAAUCCCUACGCGGGACCACAGCCACCGAUGGGCGGCGGCUACGGCNCGGUGGUGGCGGCGGCAUCGGUGGAGAUGCAGAUGAAUCCCUACGCGGGACCACAGCCACCGAUGGGCGGCGGCUACGGCCCGCCCGGACCGCACCAUCAGCCACCGCACGGCGGCAUGAUUGGCCCCAUGAAUCCCUAUGGACCGCCCGCUGGUGGGCCGCCGCCGGGCAUGCACGGGGCGCCACAGCAGGGGCCACCACCGCAGAUUGGCCCACACCAUCCGCAUCAGAUGCACCAGCCGCCGGCACACCCUGGCUACGGACAGCCCUACGGUAAUGGCGGCCCAAUGGGACACAUGCCCCCGAACAAUAUGCCACCGCAGGGAUACGCCUCGCCGGUGAUGAACCACGGCGGCCCACCGCCCGGCAGUUAUGGCAGCGGCGGUGGAGGAGGCGGUGGUGGAGGGGGCGGAGGCGGAGGCGGCGGAUUACCCAAGCGAAACCGACGGUUCUAA